Messenger RNA from Penaeus indicus, 1580 nucleotides. Its product is annotated as mitochondrial ribonuclease P catalytic subunit-like. Gene Ontology annotation, molecular function: ribonuclease P activity; protein binding. Gene Ontology annotation, cellular component: mitochondrial ribonuclease P complex. The transcript is spliced from 8 exons. The record is from RefSeq and is a predicted model, not a curated record. Lineage: Eukaryota; Metazoa; Arthropoda; Malacostraca; Decapoda; Penaeidae. The coding region runs from base 118 to 1443 and encodes 441 amino acids. Gene Ontology annotation, biological process: tRNA 5'-leader removal; mitochondrial tRNA 5'-end processing.
GUGAAUUCUGCCGCAGACGGAUGUGAACGAGAAAUGUAAACAAGCAGAAGGCACGCUGGCUGGCCGACGGGAUAUAUGUCAAGUUUCUGGAUCCUGGAAUAAUAACAACGGGGAAGGAUGGCACUGCUCAGACCAGUAGUAUUAUUGCAGAACCAUUACUGUUACAAGGAAUUUGGACAAAUACCAUGGAAAACAAUGAGUAGUGUUUUCAUAAAGAAAAAACUCCAUCCAUUUGCUUGCAGUGGAGUUUCAGAUCAGAUACGAUCCUUGACAACCUUGCCAAACUGUAAAAGUGUAAGAUAUGAAAAGAAACUGGUGCAAAGAUACUUAUGCAACACAGCGGCUAUUGAAAAAUCUCCAAAUGUUAAAAGCAAAUGGGAAGGUGAUGAUAAAACCCAAAUUCUCACUAGUAUGUUUGCCCAGAGAGAAAAGACAGACAAAGAAUGGGAAGAGGUGAUCCUCCUCAUGUCUCAGGGGGAGCCAGGAUUUAGCAAGGUCAGCUGUGAUGCAUUGGUGAUGAAGCGAUGUUUGCAAGCCUCUAACUAUUUUCUAGCAGCUUCAUACAUACAAUACCUGGAGAAUCAGGGUAAAGAGCCAAACUUGGCAACUCUCUCCCUCUAUCUACGUUUGUGUGGGCAGAGAGUUGUGGACUGUGGAGAAGACAAAGUACUAGAGCUCUACUAUCAACUUCUUAGGAAAGCCAAAGUACUCGAUGCGAACCUCAGUGAGAGUGUAAUUCUGGCACUAACCUCGACAAGUCAGUGGAAGCUGGCCCUCAAACACAUCGCUAACAUCAGGAGGAUGUGCAACGUUAGCACAAAGGUCUAUAGCUCAAUUAUUACAGCAACUUUUAGGAACGGAGACUAUGACACGGGCUGGCGCUACCUGGAGACCAUGUGCCAGGAAGAGAAGAUGCCUGCUGAUUCCACAUUGUUGGAGUGGAUUACCCAGUGUGAAAAGGCAGAGGGUGUUGAGGAAAAGCAAUCAAUGAUGGUGACAUUGUUAGACAAGUUGAUUCUCUAUGAGAUCUUCCCCAAAGUGCCAGUUAUUGAGAGUAUUGCUAACCUUUUUAGCAAAGGUCUGGGGUGGUCAAACUUGUAUGUGAAAAUGUCCAAAAGUGGAAAAUGCCCUGCCUGCAACCAGCAGUUACAUCAGCUCGACAUUAGUGAAGCAGAAUUUCAAGAGUUGCAGAAUGAAUAUGUGCCACGUGUUCUUCAUGGAUCAGAUAUAUUUCGUUCAAGUAGCCCUGAAGAAUGGCACAAGUUCCAGACAUUUUUAGAAGAAAGAGGGCCAUUUUCUGUCGUAGUCGAUGGCCUAAAUGUAUCAUACCUUGCAGGAAAGAAACCUCUUAGUCAGCGAUCUGUUAUGUUGAAGCAUGUUGUGGAAAAGUUAUGCACCAGAGCCAAGAAUGGUCGCAUAUUGGUCAUUGGCAGGAACACAUGAGGGAAUGGUCUGAAGUUGAUUUUAAUGCUGUAAAAAAAGAUGGCAGAUGUAUACACCCUUGAUAACCUGACCAAGGAUGAUGGCUUCUUCAUAUAUGCGGCACUUCGAUCUGGUCAAGGGACAAAGAUUGUGUCAAG